This is a messenger RNA of Pongo pygmaeus (Bornean orangutan), 6294 nucleotides long. RefSeq names its product abhydrolase domain containing 16B (gene ABHD16B). Lineage: Eukaryota; Metazoa; Chordata; Mammalia; Primates; Hominidae. Gene Ontology annotation, biological process: monoacylglycerol catabolic process; phosphatidylserine catabolic process. Gene Ontology annotation, cellular component: endomembrane system. The coding region runs from base 3973 to 5382 and encodes 469 amino acids. The record is from RefSeq and is a predicted model, not a curated record. The transcript has a single exon. Gene Ontology annotation, molecular function: monoacylglycerol lipase activity; glycerophospholipase activity.
CAGGACUUUUUUUUUUUUUUUUUAGUGCAGCAGUGCGAUCAUAGCUCACUGCAGCCUUGAACUCCUGGCCUCAAGCAAUCCUCCUGAUUCAGCCACCCAACUGGUUAGAACGGUAGGCUCGACCCACCAUGCCUGGCUCCUGCAGGACUCUUGACCCCAACCCAGACUUUACCUUGAUGUGGGGAGCUGUCCCCACUCCCUCCCCUGACAGUGCAGGGCACUGUGUCAAGGAUUCUGGAGAGACCCUGGCUCAUUCCCACAGGAGACGGGGAAUAGGCCUAGGGAGGAGCCAAAUGCCAGCGUGGGGGUGCCGGAGGCUCCAGUGGCAGUGCUUGUAGGCAGGGAGGACGGUGAGCCCUCCACACAUACACAGCAUGGCCCCCAAGGGUGUGUACUUGGAUGGGUGUUGGGGGGUACUCUGGGGAGGGCUGCUCACUGGUGUCCUUCAUCCUGGGCAGGAGAGAGGCCCAGAGCACAGGCCCUGCAGGGAGCCAGGACGGAGAAGACUCCAGUGUACACCACUCCCCCACCAACCCCACCGUCCUUGAGGGCUCUGAGCAAUUAAUUCUCUGUGACUCCAGAUGUUCAGCAGCUGUCUUGGCCAUUUCCGCCCCUUCUCCUGACCCUGCAUCCUCCAGGAAGCAUCCCCUCCUGUCCUUGGGCUCCAAGCCACCCCCACCUUCCCUGCACCCCAUUUCCUGAGCAGAGGCGUUUGUGCAGACUCAGCUCCCGCACCCACCAGGGUAGCUUCAGUUUUGCCAAGGCCUGGGCACUGCUGAGUCCAGGGCUGCUGGGGUCGGCUCACUCCCUGAUGGAUGCCCUCUGCCAGGGGCUCUGAUCCUGGUUCCUGCCCCUCCGGGCUCUGGGACUGGUUUUCUCUCUCUCCUCUCCUUCCUUCUCCAAGGUUGGCUCUGCAGGCUCCACUGGCAUAAAUCAAGGGCCUCCAGGGAGGGUUCAGUGCAGGAGGGUUAGCAGAACUGGCCAGGGGGAGAGCCCUGCCCCAGUGCAGGAGGGUGGGAACCAAGGCGUGGAGGGCUCAGAGACUGGCAGGCCCUGUGGGGUUGGGGUGCACGCUCAGAUGUCGGCCUGGAGGGCACCACGGUGCAGGCAGGGAUUGCCUCCACAAACAGAUCAGCAGGGACACAGCACCCCCCUCCACCUUGUGGACACUUCCCUGAGCUGAUGGCAGUGGAGGCACAAGAGGUCAUGGCUGCUGCAGCUGGUCCAGUCUGGGGGCUCUUCUGGAGAGGGGACAGCUCCCUUCCUGUCACAUGCUUUCCUGUCUCAACAGAGCUGGGGGUUCUGGGGCACUUGGACUCCCGUGGGCUGGUGGGGUCAGGGGCUGGGCCAGACACAGGAUGAGGCAUGGAACCCCUGGGGGCCAGUGGCUCCAGCCCGCUGACCUCUGCCCCUCAGAAUCCGGUCCCAGGCUCUCCCCUCCUCCUCUCAAGAACUUCCUGCUCUGUGUGUGUGUGUGGGUGGGUUGUUGUGGGGGAAGCUAAGGGCAGGUGGGCCUGGCUAAAGAAAAGCCUCCAUUUCCAAAUCAGUCCCAGAGCAGAUCAAGCUGGGAGACUGCCCCCAGGAGGACGAGACUCCUCCAAGCAGGAUCUGCUCAGGGGAAUCAAAAUAAAGUUUAGCGCAUCCAACAUCCUGCGUGGACAGUCCUCCAGGACUCCUGCCGCUGCCAGGAUCUGAACUGAGGCGGCAGGCACCACCCCAUGUCAGAUCCUCGGCUCUGUUGCUGGGUUCACUCCUGUGGUCUCACACAAAAUGGGCCGGGAGCCUUUGGGCCCACAGCCCCAACCUGCCUAGAGUAAGCAGCCGCUGAGUUUAUGAAAGAGGCUCCUGGGAAAGGAAUCAUCUCCCACCCUCUGCAGAAGUUUCCACCCCCACCCCUAUCCACACCAGGCUCCUUUCCCCACAGGGUCGGGGUGGACACUUGAGCAGGAGCAGAACCACCAAUCCCCAGGGGAAGCCUUACCCAUCCCUUGGCCCCACAGGCAGUACACUGUGGGUUUUCUCCUGGGGCAGGGCUCCUGUUGCUGCCCAGGAUCCAGUGGAAAGGAUGGUGUGACAAAUGCACCAGUGGACCCUGAGACACCCUCUUUGUCCUCAGGCCUUGACCAAUGAGCACAGUAGCCAAUCUGAGAUCAAAGCUGGAUAACCAGGAAAAUCUGGAUCUCAACUGUGUGUGUGCCUGGGGGUAGGACUGCCAGAUUUAGCAAAACAAAAACAAAUUUAAAAACAGGGUAUAUCUAGACCGGGCGCGGUGGCUCAUGCCUGUAAUCCCAGCACUUUGGGAGGCCAAGGCGGGUGAUCCGCCUGAGGUCAGGAGUUAGAGGUCAGCCUGACCAACAUGGUGAAACCCCGUCUCUACUAAAAGUACAAAAAGUUAGCCAGCCGGGCACGGUGGUGGGCGCCUGUAAUCCCAGCUACUUGGGAGGCUGAGGCAGGAGAAUUGCUUGAACACCCGAGAGGCAGAGGUUGCAGUGAGCUGAGAUUGCACCAUUGCACUCUAGCCUGGGUGACAAGAGUGAGACUCUGUCUCAAAAACAAACAAACAAACAAACAACCACCAAAAAAACCAGGAUAUCCAGUUAAAUUUGAAUUUCAGAUAAACAAUUUUAAAAUGUCUCAAGCAGUAGUUGGAACAUACUUAUACCCAAAAAGUAUUUGUUUAUUUGUAAUUCCAAUUUAACUGGCAUAUUAUUCUGUAUUUUAUCUGGCAACCUAGAAUGGGGGUAAUAGUCAGCCCCCCAAAUUGCUCCCUUUGUUAAUUGGUCCCUGUCUUCUGUCCCCCAACCCCUAAAGGCAGCAGCUGACUCCCCAACUAGGGGUGGGGCCUGUUUGGGUCAGGUAGUGCCUCUAACCCAGACACUGAGCAGGAGAGCAGAGAGGGGGUGCUUCAGCUUGAAACUACCCUUUCCCCAGAAGGCUGGGGUCUCAGGCAAGCCUGACACCUGGGCUCAGAGGCGCUGGCUGGAUUUGCCAAACUCCCUGAUUGCAGCAUCUCUGUUUCUGGUCUGGGGAGCUGUUGAGUUCCCGGAGCUGCCCCUUUCCCUGGGGCUCCCCCUGGCGGGCGGCCUCCGACCCUGCCCUCAGGUGGGCUGGCCCUUUCCAGGGCAGGAGAAAAAGGGGAACCCACCAUACCUCUCCAGAAAAGAGGGAGGUGCAGCCUGGGAGUGGGGGCUCAACCCGGGAGUGAGAAAGAGGAACCCCAGCCAGGCAGGAUCCGCCCGAGAAGAUCGCUGCUGUUGCUGGCAGCCAGUGAAAAGAGGAUCCAGAAAAGGUGAGGGCUUGUUUCUGGUUAGCACAGAAGAAGGAAGGUGUGGAGGGGAGGGGCCGGGCCGAGAGCAAAUACUGCCUUUUUGGUGCAGCGGCAGCCCUGUCUCUGACCCCAGCAGUCCUGGGGAGAUGAGGUUGAAACCAGCAGACCCUGACGGGAUGGGGGCAGGACCCACAGCAAGCCUGGUACAGGCGGAGGAGGCCUUGCUGUCCCUUUUUGGCCUGUGGGGUUGUCCAUCUUAAAUUUAAGGAAGAGGGAGGCGGGGUACAGGGACUCACACCUGUAAUCCCAACACUGUGGGAGGUGGAGGUGGGAGGAUCGCUUGAGCCCAGGAGUUCAAGAUCAGCCUGGGCAGCAUUGCGAGACCCCAUCUCAAUUUAAUAAAUACAUAAGGAAGAAAGAGGGAGACAGUAGCUGCUCAAAUCAUGGGUGGGAAAGCUGGGCCUGGGAGCGUUUGGCUGGUGGGGUCUUGGCGAACACGGGUGACGGGCAGAACCUUGGGUUCAUCAUCUCUGGGAACGCUUUGUGCACCCAUCACCUAGCAACAGGAUGCAGCCUUCCCUCGGCCCUGGAAGGCCAGGUCACAAAGGCCAUCAGGGCCUGUCCGGGAGCCGGUAUCCCCUAAGACUGCCCUGUGCCUCUCGCAGCGAUCCCGGCCUAGCGGCUGGGCGUUGGGGCCACCGCUCAUGUGCGUCAUCUGCUUCGUGAAGGCGCUGGUGCACGUGUUCAAGAUCUACCUGACCGCCAGCUACACCUACACAUUCCGUGGCUGGCCCGUGGCCUUCCGCUGGGAUGACGUGCGCGCCGUGGGCGGGAGCAGCAGCCACCGGGCGUUGACCUGCGCGGCAGCUGCGGCGGGCGUGUGGCUGCUGCGGGAAGAGGCGCUGGGCGGGGAUGCGCUGGGGCGGCCUCCACGUGGGGCGCGCAGCCAGGCGCAGUGCCUCUUGCAGCAGCUCCGCGAGCUGCCCGGCCAGCUCGCUAGCUACACGCUGGCCCACUCGCUGGGCCGCUGGCUCGUGUACCCCGGCUCCGUGUCCCUGAUGACGCGCGCGCUGCUGCCGCUGCUGCAGCAGGGCCAAGAGCGCCUCGUGGAGCGCUACCACGGCCGGCGCGCCAAGCUGGUGGCCUGUGACGGCAACGAGAUCGACACCAUGUUCAUGGACCGCCGCCAGCACCCGGGCAGCCACGGGCACGGGCUGCGCCUCGUCAUCUGCUGCGAAGGCAACGCGGGCUUCUAUGAGAUGGGCUGUGUGUCUGCACCACUCGAGGCCGGCUACUCCGUGCUGGGCUGGAACCACCCCGGCUUCGGCGGCAGCACUGGCGUGCCCUUCCCUCAGCACGACGCCAACGCCAUGGACGUGGUGGUCAAGUACGCACUGCACCGCCUGCACUUCUCGCCCGCGCACCUGGUGGUCUACGGCUGGUCUGUUGGCGGCUUCACGGCCACCUGGGCCACCAUGACCUACCCGGAGCUGGGUGCACUGGUGCUGGACGCCACCUUCGACGACCUCGUGCCGCUGGCGCUGAAGGUCAUGCCCCACAGUUGGAAGGGGCUGGUGGUGCGCACCGUGCGCGAGCACUUCAACCUCAACGUGGCCGAGCAGCUGUGCUGCUACCCGGGGCCGGUGCUGCUGCUCCGACGCAUGCAGGACGACGUGGUCAGCACCUCGGGCCGCCUGCGCCCCCUGUCACCCGGCGACGUGGAGGGCAACCGGGGCAAUGAGCUGCUGCUGCGCCUGCUGGAGCACCGCUACCCCGUCGUGAUGGCGCGAGAGGGCCGCGCCGUCGUCACCCGCUGGCUGCGCGCUGGCAGCUUGGCGCAGGAGGCCGCCUUCUAUGCACGCUACCGCGUGGACGAAGACUGGUGUCUGGCGUUGCUGCGCUCCUACCGUGCACGCUGCGAAGAGGAGCUGGAGGGCGAGGAGGCCCUGGGGCCACACGGACCCGCCUUCCCAUGGCUGGUGGGCCAGGGCCUGAGCUCACGGCGGCGCCGGCGGCUCGCACUGUUCCUGGCUCGGAAGCACCUCAAGAACGUGGAGGCGACUCACUUCAGCCCUCUGAAGCCUGAGGAGUUUCAGCUGCCCUGGGGGCUGUAACCUAUACGCCCCAGUGGGGGAUCACGCACUUGAACACCUUCCUGGCCUUCUUGGUUCACCUCCCCAUACCCCCAACCACUGCGGGGGGCCGGCGCCGACGGCGUGGGGGGGGCGCGGGGUACUCCUGAUCUGCUGUCUGGGGGAGGGUAGGCAGAACACGGGGACUUGGUGCUCUUCUUCCUUCACAGGGGCGUUCUGACCAUCCUCCCAUUCUUCCUUACUCCGUCCCCUCCUUUCUCUCUUCCUCCUAGAAAUACUUUUGGCUGCCCCCACCCAGCUCCUAAGGGAAUGAAAGGUUAACCUGACCCGGUUUAUGGCAAUACUGUGUGAUGGGUGCCUCGAUUACCACAAAAGGAUGAUGGGAACGGGGCUGUGGGGUCCCAGAGAGGAGCCCUUCACCUGGCCUGGGUUACAGGAUGGCUCCUGGGAACACGAUGCCAGCUGUGCGCUGAAAGUCUGUGCAAGCUGCUCCCGUGAAAAGGAGGACAUUGGCAUGGCAGGGCUGUGGGCAGGUCUUAGUGGCUGGGCAUUCCCAGGAGUUCACACUGGCUAUUAUUCUGUAGGGCUCCCUCCCACCUCCAAACUCCUGGCUUCACAGACAGAUUGCAGACUCACAUGGUGGCAUGUGAGGCUACAGAUACACUUGCACAGGCCAGAGGACACUACUGCGUGUCCCCUGGAGCCGGGCCUGGGCUGGACUUUGUUCCUGGCUUAGGGAUGCAACACAGUAUGAGACAAGGCCUCUGCUCACAAUGGUCUGUAAUGUCACAUCUCUGUGGUCUGCCCUGAACUGCCUAAAGCAGGGACUAUUGUCCCUACAUGUCCCUAGUCCCUGGGCUGGCCUGGUUGGGUUGAGCAAGAAUCUCUGGAAAGAAUGAAAGGCAGCAAAUGGAGAAAACACUACUGAGAGCA